AUGUUCCUGGAGGCAGCGUCCAGCUCUCCUGACUGCCCUCAGUGUCCCCAACACAUCCUGACAGAGGCAGAGGCAGCCGUGUCCUACUCCCAGUUCUGUGAAGCAUUUGCCUUUCCCAUGGGGCCCCCGGGGGCCAGGGCCCUGCGGCUGUUCUAUGAGCUAUGGGGCCCCAGUGGGACCUUAUUUCAGAGGGGCCAGGCUAGCAACUGUCUUGCACAAGGUCAACACCCUGAGCCCCUGCUGUUUGACCAUCAGGGCUACUUGUCCUCAGUACUAGAAGUGUGUGAGGAAGUGAGCUACAUCAUACUGUACUGUAACUACACGCCGUGCCAGGAGUGUUCCCAGACCCUGAUCUCCUUCUAGCUGCACUAUCCAUGGGUGCGCCUGGAUCUGCUCUUCUCCCAGCUCUACCACACAGCCCCCAGCCAGACACACAGUCUGGACAACCAAACAGGCCUCCGCAGCCUGGCUGCCCUCUGGCCUCGACUCACCCUCAGCCCCAUAUCUGGAGCUGCUUGGGGGCAUCUGCUAAGGUGUUUUGUUAGAGAUGUCCCACCGUCGGCCCUACAGCUCCCCCUGCUGCCUGAGAGAAUAGAGGCGGACAGGGUUAAUGCAAUUCACAUAACAGCUAUUACAGGUAUAGGCCCUGCCUUUUUGGACCUCCCACUGAGGACAUACACAGAGCCUGUGGAGAGAACCCACACUCCCCAAGCGCUCACCCUGCUCUCUCCCCCACACCUGAACACAUCCAUGCACAUCUCCACACCCCAACCCCUAUCAAUGUGGUCAGACAUGUCAGGAUGCCUCCACCUUGGAGGGGUCAACCCCAAUCUCCUCCCUCUUCCUCUGGGUUCUUCUCCCCCCUGCUCUCUCUGUGGCUGCCUGGGCAUCUGGUGGAGAUAGUGCGGGAGGUAGAGAAGGAAGUGCCAAAAGCAAUCAGUCAGUCCCAGCACGGAGACUCGAAAAGAGGAAGAUCCAGAGGAAAAUAGUGCAGGGGUCACAACACAAAAAUGAAACUGUCGCGUGUGUAAUAUUUAACCAACAACAAUGAAUGGAGUUGAUGCCAGCUGUGUUUUGCAUUGUGUGCUCCGUAUACUCUGUUUGUGUUUGCUGUGAGUGUGCACUUGCCUGAAUACCUGUCUGCCUACCCAUGUAGAUGCACCCUGUUUUGGCACUGCGCUAGAGGCUAGAGGACAGGAUGGUGAGAGGUGGGAGGACUCUGCAUGUGUGCGUGAGUCUGAUGCUCAGAGGGGCACAGGGUCCUGGAGCACACUGGAGAAUACUACACAGACCCAUCCCUACCCAGCCUAGCUCAGCACUGCAGCCUAUAGCCGGACAAACAAAGAAAGAGAGAGAGAGAGAGAGAGAGAGAGAGAGAGAGAGAGAGAGAGAGAGAGAGAGAGAGAGAGAGAGAGAGAGAGAGAGAGAGAGAGAGAGAGACGGGUGGGAUGCAGCACAGGGGAAACAAAUAGAAAGAGGGAGAAAGAAAGGAAGGGAAGUGACAGAGUAGAGAGAAGUGGAAAGGGGGAAACGAGGAGAACAGGGGAAAGCAUGUGCCAGAACAGACUGGGACUGAUGAAUAUUGCAGACUUCAUCUGAGCAAAUUGAUGUUAGGUGUACUUUAUCACUCUCUGCACUCCCCCUGCCACCCCCCUAAAGUACUGUACAUGUGCGCAUACUGCACACACACCCUCAUAUAUGUACAAACAAAUGCAGCUCAAGUAUGUAGAAAAGCAGACAGGCCAGUUCUCCAACUCCCCAUACAAACAUAUUAUUUAUAAAGCUGAACACAUUAAUAUUUCAAAUCUACCAAUCUCAUUACAACCAUACCCUGCCCACUCCAAACUAAACUAUGAAGUCAUUUGGUGGGGAUAUUAAACAAAAUAGGAAUGAAGUGAUGCACAGAGAAAGGUAAUAACUCAGUGUGUGAGGUCAGCAGUAUUUCCUACCUGAGUGCGGGUGCAGAAUCCCUCCAUUAGAGAGACACUAGCAUCGUCUGCUCUGCUGCAUAGAGGAGGACAGAAAAAGAGAGAGAAAGAUGGAGGGAAAUCUCUUAAAGAUAUGCUCUCUUCAUUUUCUCGCUCUCCGUCAUGUGUCUGUUCUGUCGUCUACUGUCGUUUGACACAUUCAUCUCCACGAUGCCUCAGCCUCUGUCCAGCAGCAGCAGCAAAUCAGAACCACUCGGCCCCAGCUUUAUCUCUUGCUUUCACACUCACAUACGUACACACUAACACACAGUACAGCAAUCACACACUAUCUCUCCCGUCGUGCUCCCUCUCCAGCUGCAGUGCUGAACUACUGACUCACACUAACAGCUGCAGUGCUGAACUACUGACUCACACUAACAGCUGCAGUGCUGAACUACUGACUCACACUAACAGCUGCAGUGCUGAACUACUGACUCACACUAACAGCUGCAGUGCUGAACUACUGACUCACACUAACAGCUGCAGUGCUGAACUACUGACUCACACUAACAGCUGCAGUGCUGAACUACUGACUCACACUAACAGCUGCAGUGCUGAACUACUGACUCACACUAACAGCUGCAGUGCUGAACUACUGACCCACACUAACAGCUGCAGUGCUGAACUACUGACUCACACUAACAGCUGCAGUGCUGAACUACUGACUCACACUAACAGCUGCAGUGCUGAACUACUGACUCACACUAACAGCUGCAGUGCUGAACUACUGACUCACACUAACAGCUGCAGUGCUGAACUACUGACUCACAGUUACAGCUGCAGUGCCGUUCUGCACCUCUCUAUCUUACGUGGCCGUCUAUCUACGUGUAUGUGUAUGUGUGUAUGUGUAU
Oncorhynchus gorbuscha (pink salmon) is the source of this 2818-nucleotide messenger RNA. Its product is annotated as putative C->U-editing enzyme APOBEC-4. Lineage: Eukaryota; Metazoa; Chordata; Actinopteri; Salmoniformes; Salmonidae. The transcript has 3 exons. The coding region runs from base 1 to 363 and encodes 120 amino acids. The record is from RefSeq and is a predicted model, not a curated record.